Chelmon rostratus (copperband butterflyfish) is the source of this 1709-nucleotide messenger RNA. It is a transcript of the gene irx5b, whose product is annotated as iroquois homeobox 5b. The transcript has 3 exons. The coding region runs from base 209 to 1486 and encodes 425 amino acids. Gene Ontology annotation, cellular component: nucleus. The record is from RefSeq and is a predicted model, not a curated record. NCBI's taxonomy places the organism in Eukaryota, Metazoa, Chordata, Actinopteri, Chaetodontiformes, Chaetodontidae. Gene Ontology annotation, molecular function: DNA-binding transcription factor activity, RNA polymerase II-specific; RNA polymerase II cis-regulatory region sequence-specific DNA binding. Gene Ontology annotation, biological process: cell development; regulation of transcription by RNA polymerase II; neuron differentiation.
GAGCGGAAGUGGGAAACUUGCAGCAGAAGCACACAAACUACCCCCAGCAGCCACCUGCGAUGCUCCUGGAUGCUGCUCCGUUUUUAAACCUCCUCUUCCCUCCCUUUCUUCAUCUUCUCUUCCCUCUGCUGUCCCGGGGAGACGCGCGCUUUCGCUCCCCGAUGUGAAGUUCGCCCGUGCGUCACAGUCCGGCUCCGUGCGCGCCGUCAUGGCUUAUCCUCAGGGUUUCCUCUUCCAGCCGUCCGUGUCCCUGGCUCUGCACUCCUGUCCGUCCUUCAGCUCCGGGGUCAUCUUAGGACCGAGGACGGAGGAGCUCGGCCGCUCCUCUUCGGGCUCAGCCUUCGCUCCGUACUCGGGUUCAGCGACCUCUCCCGGCUUCAACUCCCACCUCCCGUACGGCGGAGAGCCCCGGGCCGCCGCCACCCUCAACUCUUUUGUGAGUCCCAGUUAUGAUCCGUCCUCCGGCAUCUCCGGCUCCUUAGACUACCACCCGUUCGGGGCCCUGGGGCCCUACCCAUACGGAGACCCCACCUACAGGAAGAACGCCACGCGGGACGCCACGGCCACGCUGAAGGCCUGGCUGAGCGAGCACCGCAAGAACCCGUACCCCACCAAGGGGGAGAAGAUCAUGCUGGCCAUCAUCACCAAGAUGACCCUGACUCAGGUGUCCACCUGGUUCGCCAACGCACGCCGGAGGCUGAAGAAGGAGAACAAGAUGACCUGGACCCCCAGAAACCGGAGCGAGGACGAGGAGGAGGAGGACAACAUCGACCUGGAGCGCAACGACGAGGACGAGGAGCCGAUGAAGAUGAAUAACGAGGAGCCGGAGUCGAAGAGCGAAGCCGUGGUCCGUCGCCCCCCCUCAGUCGGAGACUCCUGUGUGUUGAUGUUCAGAGACGACAGCGGCAGCGACACCGAUCGAGGUUUCCCCGAUCCGGACUUUAGAGACUCCGGGGACCGGAGGCUGCCCCACAUCCCGGGCCCCACCUCCACAGGGGCCCCUCUGCAGAACACACCGCCGGGGACGGUUAGAGCGCCGGAGCCGGACCGCACGUCGAGCCCGCCGUCUAAAGAACACGUCGACUCCUGCAGCGCCAUCCAGGGGCCAAACCUGGCCCCUAAACCCAAACUGUGGUCCCUGGCUGAGAUCGCCACAUCUGCGGAUAAAAGCAAAGGAUCUAAUGACUCUUCACAGAGCGGGGGGGCAGGACAGCAGCAGGCCUCCGCCAACCCCACAUCCACGCCCCGGACCCCGUUCCCCCACAGCCCCGCCCUGCCCCGACACCUCUACUACCCCUCCCCCUUCAUCCCCGGAUACUCCGGCUACGGCCCCCUGGGGCCCCUGCACGGCAGCCCCGGCUCACACUUGGCCUCCACGACGCAUUUAAACGGAUUACACCAGACGAUGCUGCAGCGAGCCGAGGCCGCGGUCAGAGACUGCAAGCUACGCAGCCACGAACUGAAGAAAGGCAUGACGAACGCGUAGACCCGCGGGACCUUUAAACCUUCCGGCAGUGUUUGAGGAUUCUCCUCGGAAACGUCCCGGAUAUCAAAGAAAACUAUUUAACACAGACAAACGGCUCCGCAGAGGCCUCUGACUUUUAUUUAGAAACACAAAUAUUCAAUUUUAGACGGCGUUUUUCUAUGUUGAUAAGAUGUAAUCUUUGUAGUGCGUUUCUGCACAGAACAUGAAGUAUCAUUAAAAGAUA